AAGUAUUGCCUUUAGGGUAGUAGUAAUAUAGACAGUAACAACAACAAAAAGAGGAAACUUGCGAUAAAUCAAACAUGCCUUCCGCAUUUUUAAAAGUUUUUAGAUUUCGGCAGUAUAAACAAACACAAAAAAGGGUCUUCUUCUUCCUUUUUAGAUCACAAUUUGACCCAAAACUCCACCAAUCCAGGCAUCAUCGUUGACUUUGUCAAACUCAUUUCCUCUCUUUUUCCUUAUUUUUUUCUCUCAUAUCAUAAACAGAACCCCAAAGAACAAAAAACCCCCAGAAUCCUCUGUUCUUCUUUAGCUUUGGAGGUAAUCAUCGUCAAUGGACAACAAACACCAUACUUCGACUUCAAAACCCAAGAGCAAGAACAAGCUCUUGCAGAUGCUUCCCAAAGCCAUGUCGUUUGGACAUCGAGUUCCGCCGUUUAGUCCCGGAAGAGAUCUCCACCACAACAACCACCACAGUAACACGGCGUCUAACAAAAUGUUUUUCUCCGGUCCUAUGGUUCCUUUGGUUCCUAACGCGGCUCGGGUUAGAAGAAACAAAAACGACGCUGUUUGGGACGAACCCACUUCACCUAAAGUCUCUUGCAUCGGCCAGAUCAAGCUCGGUAAGUCUAAUAAAUGCCCAACCGGUAAAAAGAACAAACCCACCGCAUCUCUUAUACCUAAAACGUCGUCUUCUUUGACCAAAGAAGAUGAUAAAGGUCGUAUAUCCAAGAUCAAACGUUUCUUCUCCUUCUCGCCGGCCAACACCACUUCAAGAAAAUCUCAUCCCACCGCCGUAUCCGCCGCGGAUGAGCAUCCUGUCACCGUGGUUUCUUCCGCGGCGGUGCCUUCGUUAGGCCAGAUGAAGAAAUUCGCAAGCAGCCGUGAAGCUUUAGGUGGAUUUGAUUGGGCGGCUGAGAUGAAACACGAAGAAGACUCGCCAGCUGAUCUUCACCGUGGUUACUAUUCCGACGACGACACAAGAGGAGCUUACUUGAGAGACGACGAUGACGAAGACGACAUCAUAAUCCCGUUCUCAGCUCCGUUAGGGUUAAACUUAAAACCAAAGAAAGAAGUUAACUUGUGGAAGAGAAGAACCAUGGAUCCACCAAAACCACUUCAUCUUCAAGUCACUUGAUCAAAAAUUUCAUUUCUAUUUUUUUUCACUUUAUUUUCCUUUCAUUAUAUAUUUAUAAACUAGUUCUAUAUCCAAAUUGUAUAAUGAUCAUCAUAACACAAUAAAUCUGGAUUUUGUUGUUACGUGUA
Molecule: messenger RNA, 1257 nt
Organism: Capsella rubella
Lineage: Eukaryota; Viridiplantae; Streptophyta; Magnoliopsida; Brassicales; Brassicaceae
Exons: 1
Coding region: 326-1129 (267 amino acids)
Source: RefSeq, a predicted model, not a curated record